GUGGUCGGACUAUUAUUAGAGCGCCACUCAAUGGGGACAUCAGAGGGGGCUCGAGGAAACGGUCGAGGAAGAAGUCACUGCGCAACAAUGAGUCUGAACACAAUCUCGAAGUGAUAGAUAAAGGGAAGUAGCUUUUACAAUCCACAAUUUGGUAGUUUACAAUUAGUUCGAAACGCAGUGGCCACUGGAAACGUUUCUGCGCAGCGCAAUGGCUGCCCAGUGCGACUCUUUGAGCGGAUACUUGCAACAGUCGGACCAGGGCUCGAACAGCGAGCGCAGUACUGACUCCCCCGUCCCCGGCUCCGAGGAUGACUUGAGCGGACCCCAUGCCUUACCAGACCCGGAGUGGACGGAGGAGAGAUUUCGAGUGGACCGCAAGAAACUGGAAAUCAUGUUAUUAGCGGCCACUGAGGGAAGAGUCAAUGGUGGCGAGGAUUUCUUUCAGAAGGUCAUGGAUGAAACCAAAACACAGAUAGCGUGGCCUUCCAAACUGAAGAUCGGAGCCAAGUCCAAAAAAGAUCCGCACAUUAAGGUUUGUGGAAAGAGAGACAACGUGAGGGAAGCCAAAGACCGAAUCAUGUCAGUCCUCGACACAAAGAGUAACAGGGUAACCCUUAAGAUGGACGUGUCCCACACAGAGCACUCCCACGUCAUCGGCAAGGGAGGCAACAACAUCAAGAAGGUGAUGGAGGACACAGGCUGCCACAUCCACUUCCCUGACUCCAACCGCAACAACCAGGCGGAGAAGAGCAACCAGGUGUCCAUUGCAGGCCAGCCAGGAGGGGUAGAGGCAGCUCGAGCCAAAAUCAGGGAGCUGCUCCCUCUGGUUCUGUCGUUUGAGUUGCCGGCCAUCGUGCAGCCUGACCCAGGCUCCCCAACAGUGCAGCACAUCACCCAGACAUACAACCUCAACGUCUCCUUCAAGCCCCCCACACGUCUCUACGGGACCACCGGAGUGGUCCGCGGCUCCCAGAACAACUCUAGUGCCGUCAAGAGAGGCACUGCCAUGCUGCUGGAGCACCUGGCGGGCAGCCUGGCAGGUGCCAUCUCGGUCAGUACCCACCUGGACAUCGCCCCCCAGCACCACCUCUUCAUGAUGGGCCGCAACGGCAGCAACAUCAAGCACAUCACCCAGAGGACAGGAGCCCAGAUCCACUUCCCCGACCCCAACAGCCCCCAGAAGAAAUCUACCGUCUACAUCCAGGGCGUCAUCGAGUCUGUCUGCCUGGCACGCCAGUACCUCAUGGGCUGUCUACCCCUGGUGCUGAUGUUUGACAUUAAAGAGGACAUCGAGGUAGAGCCCCAGUGUAUCACAGCUCUGAUGGAGCAGCUAGAUGUCUUCAUCAGCAUCAAGCCCAAACCAAAGCAACCCAGCAAGUCUGUGAUAGUAAAGAGUGUGGAGCGGAAUGCAGUGAACAUGUACGAGGCCCGGAAGUUUCUGCUGGGUCUGGAGAGCAACGGGGUGUCAUCAUCAGCCCUGUCCCCCUCUACCAAUGUCCCCUCCCCCACCCUCAUCUGUCCCGUCGGCCUGGACAUCCUGGCCUCAGCUGGCCUGGGGCUGAGCAGUCUGGGCCUCCUAGGGGCAUCAGCGCCCCAUUCCCUCAGUAGCUCCCCAGCUCCAAACUCUGUCCUCAACAGUCUGAACUCUUCCAUGAGCCCUAUGCAGAACCCCAGCCCCAGCACCCCGUCUCCCUCCCCCUCACUGUGGCCCAGCUCUCUCACAAGCACCCAAGGCUUCUCGUCUCAGUUGAUGAUGCACCCUGUAGCCCAGGCCACUCUGAGCAGUAUUCUGCUCUCUGGGGUCAAGGGGUACACCCAGAACACCCCCUCCCCACCCCCCGGCCUCACCCCCAUCGACAAGCAGACCAAUGGGGUCCCUGACUGCUCCAAAGGCCCCUGUACCCUGAAUGGACAUGUCAAGCACCCUGGCUCAGUCUAUGGUAGGAUGACCAGUGCAUCUCUGGCAGACACGGUUCUGAACCCCAACCAGUGUGACUCAGUCCAGGAGGCCAGCGUACACAACUCGUCAGAACCCCGCUCCAGCAAGUCCAACCAAGAUGAAGGCUCUGACACCUUUGUGGAAGUGGGCAUGCCCAGAAGCCCAUCUCACUCAGCCAAUGGCAACGAGCUAAAACAGAUGCUAGCUUCCUGUAAGACGUCAGGGAAACGGCAGGCGGUGGAGCUCCUCCAGGGGACCAAGAACUCCCAUCUCCAGUAUGUCUGUCCAGAGCUACACUCUCUGUUGUCUCCCCCCCACAGCUCAGACUGCCUCCUGUCAGACCCAGAGUCGAGUGCUUCAGACGGCCCUGUGACGGAUAAGAGGGCGCCGGGCAGUGAGCGGGCAGCAGAGAGGGCAGCACAGCAGAAUGAGAGGGACAGGAUCCGCUUGGCACCACAUUCCUCCUUUGCCAACAUGCAGGUACAACUAGAGGCACUUGAAUAUGAACAGAAAAAGCUGUUAGCAACCAAAGCCAUGUUGAAGAAGCCUGUUGUGACUGAGGUACGGACCCCCACUAACACAUGGAGUGGGCUGGGUUUCUCCAAGUCCAUGCCAGCAGAGACCAUCAAGGAGCUGCGCAGGGCCAACCACGUUUCUUACAAACCCACAAUGAGUACCACCUACGAGGUAAACUCCGACUAUGAGGGCUCCCCCCUGUCCCUGUCCCGCUCCGGCAGCAGAGAGGGAGUGGGCAACGGCAGUGACUCUGACAACUGGAGGGACAGGAACGGGGUUGGGAACGGUCUUCCCAGCCACGCCGAAUUCCCAGCGUCUGUUAGCAGUCCCAAGAGGAAGCAGAACAAAUCCGCUGCGGAUCACUAUUUGAGCAGCAGUAACUACAUGGACUGUAUCUCCUCAGUCACCGGGAGCAACGGCUGCAGUCUCCAGCCCUCUCUCAAAGGGUCGGACCUGCCGGAGCUGUUCAGCAAGCUGGGCCUGGGGAAAUACACUGACGUGUUCCAACAACAGGAGAUCGAUCUCCAGACCUUCCUCACUCUGACAGACCAGGACCUGAAAGAGCUGGGCAUCACCACAUUUGGAGCACGCAGGAAAAUGCUGCUCGCCAUCUCAGGUGUGAAUGACUAUGAACUGAACAAGAACCGAAGGAAGCUGUUUGAGCCUCCUAUCAGGUCCUCCUUCCUGGAAGGGGGCGCCAGCGGGCGUCUGUCUCGUCAGUUCCACGCUGACAUGGCCAGCGUCAGCGGCCGGUGGUAGAGCUCCACUCCGCCAGGACCUAACACGACAGAGACCCAGCCUUCAGUGCUUCUCUCUGGGCUUCUGUAGCCCAGUCUCCAGCCUCUCUGGGUCUCAGUGGUCCACCCUCCAUCUUAUGCUUAACAAUGACAGUUAAACUCUUUUUUUGGGGGCGGGCCAUAACAAAAAGCCAUAGUUUAACCAGAAGUGCCAAAAAAGAGAUGAGCCAUCUCAAUGGUAUAGAAAGUCCAGUGUUCACUCCACAUAGUGCUAAAAUGUUUCUGUGGAGUAUCUACACAUGAAGGGUAUUUGACUAGUUAUGAAGGACAUGUACUGUCUAAUAAUUGUCCAUUUUUGUUGAAGGGAACAGGCUGAAUGAUUAGUACAAAAUAAUUACAUUGAUACCGUCUGCAUUCGUAGUAUGCUGUUGUAUCAAUGACAUGCACUUUAACAAUACUAGAAUUUUGUCUGUGAAAGCCUGAUUCCUCAUAUUGGAAUACCUAUGCAUUUUGUAUUAACUCAAAGCACAGAUGUAUUUGUACCAAGCCAAAUGUAAGCACUUAGUGAGAUGGGGUAAUUAAGUCAAUUAAAUUCAAAGGUCAAAGUGCCCAAGUGACAUCAUCAACUAAACACAGAACCUAGAGAAAUGACCUUUGACCCCUCAGUGUUUUGAUUGAUUGACAUUCUACAAAGGUCAGUGUUGUAUCCACCAGCAGCUGCUGCAGUUGGGCUGCAGUCUGUCUCUGUCAUAUGUAUUUAGAAAAAUAUGAUUUGGUAUUUGCAUUAUGAUUUUUAAUCAUCAUUUUUUGGGGGGAGGUUUUAAUGAUAAUCAGUGUACAUGUGUUUUUUUUAAUGUUUUAAUUAUUUUAUACAUUAAUUAAUGAGUUUCUAUGGUUUCUAAUUUGUUUAUUAUUUGUCUCUUUGAUAAUGACGAGAGAGCGAGAGGGGAGCGAGAGAGAGAGAGAUAUUCUGUUUGUUGGCGUCCUAUGGUUUUCUUAGUCCUUGUCAUUAUGUCUCCUGUUAACCUUUCUGUGGUCUCUACUCUGUGUUGAAUCCCACUGCGUUCCUCUAUCUAUUCAGGAGACCAGUCACUAUUCCCAGACUGUGUGCUUUUAUCUUUCCAUUCACUGACUGCCUUUAGAGCUGCGGACAGAGAAAGAACCUACUACAAUGUAGAAUGCCUCCACACUACUACAGUAUAGAAUGCCUUUACUUCUCUCUCUAAGUUGCUCAGCAGGGAAUCAUUUCUAUUAGAAUAUUGCUAUUUUUCUGAACAGGACUGACACUACUGCUCACCUAGGAGGUACACCACACCAUCGGUGGAAACUCAACUUUGUAUCAUAUGACAGCCCCUAUCCUAGACAAGUUUCUCGACAUUUACCAAGAUUGUGUCCUCAUGGAAGACUCAAAAGUCUUCAUAACAUUUCUUCUAGCUUAAAUUAACUUAGUGGAAUUAUACAAUUGUCAGUAUCGGUUGUGAAAUCAGAUAUCCGGGAAUCUUGUAAAGCUAUAUUUGAUUUAGUAACAGGAUUAUGUGUGCAGUGGUGCUGCUUAUCAUCAAAGGAUGGGUUCACUCUGAGCGCUGUGAUAUGUUCAUGUUCAUAUAAUGGCACAGUAUACUCAUACCCUUUUUUACAUUUUGCUGACUCUGGAAUGUGUAUUUUCUGUAACUGCUUUAGAUUGAAUCCCCAGAUUAAGCCUGGAAGUUGAGUCUUUGUGCAUUCUAUCAUAUAUAGAGUGUUAGUGUGAAGUACGCAUCAUCUUCAUAUGCAGAACGUUUGUUGGUAGAUGGUACAGUAUUUGACUGACAAUGCAGUGAACUGUAUGUAGAGCCCAAGCUGUGCAUCUAUAGAGGCCACUCAAUCUUGAAACUAAAUGAUAGUAGGUUCAGAAUGUUGAAGUAGAUGGAGAGAACAUUUCAAAGCAACUUGCAUGUCAAAAUUGUUCUUAAAUGCUGUUUGUUUCCACACAACAGCAACAUCACUCUUAGCAUCAACCGUUCUGUUAUCACGCACAGAGAGAAGUCACUUGUUUUUAUUUUUGCAUGCUUUCUCUCUCGACGCUCUGUUGUAUCGUGUGUUUACGCUAUACCACUUUCCUAACUGAUUUGAGCCAUUCUCAAUGUCAUUGUAUCCAUAUAACAUAUCCUGACAUAGUUGUCGUUUCUGACCAGUAGUGGUUCAUUUUCUUAGAAAUGUUUUAAAGAGACAGGAUAUAAAAAGGGAUUUGUAAUUCCACAAAGAAAUAUGGGGUAUGUUCAACCCUUUUAUAAUGGUACUAAUUGAAGCUGUUCAGCAUUGAUUAUGUCAGUGCAGUAAUGUCGACCCAUGUACCUACCGUGCAGACAAGACAGUGUUUGAUUUCACUUCUGUAAAGCCUGUGGUCAUUUGUCUGUUUGGAGGGCAAUAGAGAUUGUUGUCUGUCAAGUGAAUGUUAAAGUGAGAAUUAUUGAUGCCUUUAAUCUGGUUUAAUGAAGGUAAUCAUUUGCAAUCAGUUUACCACCAACCUCCUUUCCCUACACCCUUUACAGAAUCGUUAUGCAAUUCAUUUUUGUGUUUAGUCCUUGUUAUUCCUAAAGGGAUACAUUUGAAGAGGUCUAUUUUGAACUGAGUUAGAUCAAAUGGUACAACAUUUAUAAUGAAUGUAAACCACUAAGGAAUUGAUGUAUGUAUUGCUUUGCGUUUCUAUCCUGUGUAGUCAUGCUUGUUUUUAGCAGUAUAUCUCCAGUUUCCUGUGAGACAAAGGUACAGUUCCAAAAAUAUUCCACCGAAGAAUUUAAGGAGUGAGAUUGCCUUUUGCCAUAGCUCCUUUCCUUGGCUUUUGUUGAUAAGAUUGUUGAGCAGGACAUUGUUUUAGCUCUGUUGUUAUGUCUGUAAAUAUAGUACAGAUACAAAUUGUGUUUUGGAGGAGUUAUCAAAUGUUAUUACAAAGAUAAUAAAUGUAUGCAGUAAGA
Molecule: messenger RNA, 6146 nt
Organism: Coregonus clupeaformis (lake whitefish)
Lineage: Eukaryota; Metazoa; Chordata; Actinopteri; Salmoniformes; Salmonidae
Product: protein bicaudal C homolog 1-B
Exons: 21
Coding region: 209-3214 (1001 amino acids)
Cellular component (GO): cytoplasm
Molecular function (GO): RNA binding; protein binding
Source: RefSeq, a predicted model, not a curated record